AUGGCCCAUAUACGAGAGGAACUGGAUCACCUGACUGCUGGCUACAUUUCAGACACUAUGAGCUGUAUUCACACGGUGCAGGAGUUCUGCGACAGACACUCAAAAUGGCUCCUACAGAGAGAGACAGAGCUGGAGAUGAUGCGAGACAUCACUGACAGAGCGGAGAUGAUCAACCUCACAACUGACCACUUCCGAAAUUCAGAGGACAAGAAGAAGGCCUUCGGGGAGUUUAUGUGGAGCAAGGUGACCCAGGUAACCGCUGGGAAAAGGGCCCAGGAGCUGGAGAAGGAGCUGGGAUGCCUGCUCCAGGACACCUUGAAGGGGCUUGAGAAGCUGACCCUGUUCCUGGAGGCUGUGGAGAUGCUGGCGGUCACGUCGCUCUCUGUCUUCGAGGAGGAGAAUCCGGUGUGCCAGCUCCCCGAGGGGGUGAGCGCUGAUGCCGUUCGUUCAGUCAUCACCGCCGCCAGGCGAGCCUGUCCGCUUUUGAUCCAUUUCAAGAGAGACAACAGCGAAUUCUUUCUUCCCAGCCUGGUGAACGUGGACCUGCUGGCUUUCCAGCUGGACAAAUACUUGAGGGUUUCCCAGGAGUUGUGUGAGAAGCUCCAGAAAAGGACAAAGAAAGCCCCAUGCCCCAAUUUGACCAACGAAGCCAUUCAGAACAUGUAUGAACAUUUGACUCAUCUGAGGAGCAUCAGAUUAGACCAGCACUUCAGAAUGACCUACCUGUUCAGGGGAUCAGCCCAGCGGUUCAUCGGCCUGUUCAGCCUGCGCCGCUCCAGGAUGCAGCAGUUCCUGGUGGCUCUGGAGGAAGAAGCAGUGCAGCUGGACAGGAUGAAGAUGGGGGCCAGCAUCUCCAGCGUGGCGGGCAGCAGUGUAGGCUUUGCGGGAGGCAUUGUGUCCAUCGUGGGCCUGGCUCUGGCCCCUUUCACAGCGGGGGCAUCGCUGACCCUUACGAUGGUCGGCGUUGGGCUGGGGGUCACCAGUGGCGUGAACAGCUUAGCUACAGGUAUCACCGAAUUAUCGGUCAACACUCACCAUGGGAAGAAGAUCAAUGAAAUCUUCCAGAGCUACUUUGAAGACGUGGAGACUAUGCUGGAGUGUCUGGAGCAAGCGGCCAGGUGCAUUAUACCCAACACGGUGCCAGAUGUGCUGGAUGUUGCGACAGGUGUUGUGACUCUUGCCAAAACCACAGGUGGCGUGGCUAAAGGGAUAGAUGUCUUAGUGGAUUGUGCUUCUGCCGUAAAGGUGAUCAGAGCCGAAGAGGUGGCCUCGAGUACAGUCAAGGUGGUGACUCAGGAAGUCAAAGCUGCCCGAAACGUCCCCAACAUGGCGGCCGAUCUCACCGAUAUCGGGCAGUUGGCUAAGGGCACUCCCCUCGCCCUAAGCAAGUCUGCCAGGGCGGGGUUCAUCGCCCUCAACUCCAUCUUCAUGGGCGUGGACCUCUUCUUCAUCUGCAAGGACAGCAUCAGCCUGGCCAAUGGGGGCAAGAGCGAUGUGUCAAAGGUCAUCCGCGGGAGGGCCAGUCUGUGGAAGACCGAGCUGGAUGCAUGGGAGAAGAUCCAUCGCUCUCUGUGCAUCGGGAUAUGGAGGUUCAGAAGGAGUAAGGAGGUCCUACGGAGGCCAUUUUACACCUAGCUGAAGAAUACUGUUGGUUGUAACAACUGCAAUGUUGUGAAACCUGGGGCCUAAUUUUUUUAUAACUAUCCAUCCAUCCAUCCAUUAUCUGAACCCGCUUAUCCUGAUCAGGGUCGCAGGGGGGCUGGAGCCUAUCCCAGCAUACAUUGGGCGAAAGGCAGGAAUACACCCUGGACAGGUCGCCAGUCCAUCGCAGGGCACACACACCAUUCACUCACACACUCAUACCUACGGGCAAUUUAGACUCUCCAAUCAGCCUAACGUGCAUGUCUUUGGACUGUGGGAGGAAACCGGAGUACCCGGAGGAAACCCACGCAGACACGGGGAGAACAUGCAAACUCCGCACAGAGAGGCCCCGGCUGACGGGGAUUCGAACCCAGGACCUCCUUGCUGUGAGGCGGCAGUGCUACCCACUGCACCAUCCGUGCCGCCUUUUUUUAUAACUAUCUUAUGAUGAAAUUACAUUUUAAAUUGUGGCUUAUGCAGAAAACCAUGAGUAAGUCAUUAUUUAUGAAAUCCGACUCUGAUGUAGAUAUGAAUUUAUCUAUAUAAAGUUUAUACUAGAGGUAAGUUAAUUACUUGCUGGUUUUACUCAGGUGCUCUGUAUUUGCUUUAAGAAUAGCAUUUAAUUAGAAAUCGAGUUUAGGCAUGAAGAGCAGUAGAAAAUGCAAUGUUGUGGAAAAUGCACAAAAAGGGGUACACAUUCAGUUUGGCAGUUUAAUAUUUGUAAAUGUGCUAGCUUGUACUAUUUGUCGACAAAAAUAUAUAUACAUAUAUAAUGAUUAAACCUAUUUUUUUUAAUCAAGUGUGUUCUUUUUUCUCUAAAGUAAAAUCAUAUACAAUAUAUUCCUAUAAAUGUUUUUUCUCAUGAAUA
Molecule: messenger RNA, 2509 nt
Organism: Conger conger (European conger)
Lineage: Eukaryota; Metazoa; Chordata; Actinopteri; Anguilliformes; Congridae
Product: apolipoprotein L3-like
Exons: 4
Coding region: 1-1635 (544 amino acids)
Biological process (GO): lipoprotein metabolic process; lipid transport
Cellular component (GO): extracellular region; membrane
Molecular function (GO): lipid binding
Source: RefSeq, a predicted model, not a curated record